AUGCCAUGCAGUGGCAAGACCUACGCAAAAGAGAUUGGUGCAGACCCAAACCUCGCCAGUGACUACGAAGGCCAGAUGAUGCUCAGCAUCUACUACAAUCCGAAUGCUACUGCCCCGCCAGUCGAGGCACAGCCAGUCAUUACUGAGAUCAAGCGUCUUCUAGGCCAAUGUGGUGAUGUCAAAGCUUUCCAUACUUGCACCUCUCUCCAGACGCACGUCCGAGAGAUCCGUGUCGAGUUCUACAAUGCCGAUCACGUUGACGUCGCCAAGGAUGUCAUUCGUGGCACUGUGAUCCAGGGUUGCGUCGUUGAUGCUAGGCCAUACCAGCCAGACGUGCGUGUCCCCAUUUACGACGAAGAAGAGAUGGAGGCUUUUCAGCAGCUUUCCAUCACUGGUCGCUCAAGAGUUCCAGUCGGUGAUGAUGAGUAUGAUCGCAUUGCCCAUGCCAUCCAUCGUGAUGGUCUGCAUCGUGGUCGUCGCGUCGCUCAGAACAUGAACCACAAUGCCGUCGACGUUGCUCGCAUCCAAGCUGGACUUGAUGUUCGCACCACUAUCAUGCUUCGCAACAUCCCUAACCGUGUCGAUCAGCCGAUGCUCAAGACCCUGCUCGAUGUUACCAGCUGUGGUCGUUACGACUUCAUGUACCUGCGAAUCGACUUCGCCAACAACUGCAAUGUUGGUUACGCCUUCAUCAACUUCAUCGACGCUCAAUCCAUCAUUCCCUUUGUCCUUGCACGUGCUGGUAAGCGCUGGAACUGUUUCAGUUCAGACAAGGUUGCCGAAGUCUCCUAUGCCACGAUUCAGGGCAAAGACUGCCUCGUUCAGAAGUUCCGCAACUCGUCCGUCAUGCUUGAGCACCCUGCUUUCCGCCCCAAGCUCUUCCUUGCUGGCAACUUCCCCAAUGCAGGUCAAGAAGAGGAAUUUCCCGGUCCAGACAAUCAAUCCAAGAUGCGUCGUUCGGUUGAAAACGCGGAACACGUCGGUCUGUUUGUCCCAUUCCAUGCAGACCGCCAGCAAUGGUACCCUCAACCCUUCGCUCCUGCCCCUGCUUUUCACCAACGCAAUCCCAUUGUGCGACCUGCUGGCAGAUUCAAUCAUGAAGAGAAUCGCCGCCGUGGUGUCUAUCUCCCACCUGCCCGGGUUGUCAGACCAGACCCCAUGGAGCCCGAGGACUUCCCCCAAGACCCCUCUCCAAGCCACCGCCGAAUCCCCUUCUUGGUUGACAUCAGAAGCCCCUACGACCCAUUUGCCGGCCGUCCUUCUGCCUCUACGUGA
This is a messenger RNA of Cladophialophora yegresii CBS 114405, 1275 nucleotides long. RefSeq lists its product as uncharacterized. Lineage: Eukaryota; Fungi; Ascomycota; Eurotiomycetes; Chaetothyriales; Herpotrichiellaceae. Gene Ontology annotation, molecular function: nucleic acid binding. The record is from RefSeq and is a predicted model, not a curated record. The transcript is spliced from 5 exons. Bases 1 to 1275 code for a protein of 424 amino acids.